Messenger RNA from Drosophila melanogaster (fruit fly), 8240 nucleotides. RefSeq names its product heterogeneous nuclear ribonucleoprotein at 27C (gene Hrb27C). Lineage: Eukaryota; Metazoa; Arthropoda; Insecta; Diptera; Drosophilidae. The transcript is spliced from 4 exons. Gene Ontology annotation, cellular component: nucleus; cytoplasm. Gene Ontology annotation, molecular function: RNA binding; nucleic acid binding. The record is from RefSeq and is marked reviewed. The coding region runs from base 373 to 1638 and encodes 421 amino acids.
GUGGCGGCGAUUUAUCAUAUAAGUUAGGUUAUAAUAUCGUAUGCAUCAAAAUCAUACAAUUAUUUAUAAGCUAGUUUUUUAAGGAAAAAACACUUAAAUUUAGUGAAUUUGCAGUGCGAAAUCUUUAAAAAACCACAGACGAACACUUGGCACAAACGUUACGUGUGAACGUCGUGGCUUUUGUUUAAUUGUUUUGAAGGAAAAAAGAACUUUGGCAACGUUGAAACCAACCUAAGAUAUUGCCCAAAAAGCAACCAACCGAACACAAGUUAAUUUCUUUGCACCCCGUGUUAAUAAAAAAGCGGCAAGAUUACGUCAAUUAUUGAGAACCUACCCGGCGCCAUAGCUCACAACCACAACCAAAACAACAUCAUGGAGGAAGACGAGAGGGGCAAACUUUUUGUGGGCGGUCUAUCCUGGGAGACGACGCAGGAGAACCUGUCGCGCUACUUCUGCCGCUUCGGGGACAUCAUUGACUGUGUGGUGAUGAAGAACAACGAGAGCGGCAGGUCGCGCGGCUUUGGCUUCGUUACCUUCGCCGAUCCCACCAACGUCAACCACGUGCUGCAGAACGGACCGCACACGCUCGACGGUCGCACCAUCGACCCCAAGCCGUGCAAUCCGCGCACUCUGCAGAAACCGAAGAAGGGCGGCGGCUACAAGGUCUUCCUGGGUGGCCUGCCCUCGAACGUCACCGAGACCGAUCUGCGGACCUUCUUUAACCGCUACGGCAAGGUCACCGAGGUGGUUAUCAUGUACGACCAGGAGAAGAAGAAGUCCCGCGGCUUCGGCUUUCUCUCCUUCGAGGAGGAGUCCUCCGUUGAGCACGUGACCAACGAGCGGUACAUCAAUCUGAAUGGCAAGCAGGUCGAAAUCAAGAAGGCCGAGCCUCGUGAUGGAUCUGGCGGCCAAAACUCCAACAACAGUACCGUGGGAGGCGCCUAUGGCAAGCUUGGUAACGAGUGCAGCCACUGGGGACCGCACCAUGCUCCCAUCAACAUGAUGCAGGGCCAGAAUGGCCAGAUGGGUGGACCGCCGCUGAAUAUGCCCAUUGGAGCGCCGAAUAUGAUGCCUGGCUAUCAGGGUUGGGGCACCUCGCCGCAGCAGCAACAAUACGGCUACGGCAACAGUGGCCCAGGAUCGUACCAGGGAUGGGGAGCUCCACCAGGACCCCAGGGACCACCACCGCAGUGGUCGAACUACGCUGGACCUCAGCAGACGCAGGGCUACGGCGGAUACGACAUGUAUAACUCGACGUCGACCGGAGCUCCUUCGGGACCAUCGGGCGGCGGCAGCUGGAACUCGUGGAACAUGCCACCUAACUCUGCCGGACCCACUGGGGCACCAGGAGCCGGAGCGGGCACCGCCACUGACAUGUACUCGCGUGCUCAAGCCUGGGCGACGGGCGGUCCCUCGACCACUGGACCAGUGGGCGGCAUGCCCCGGACCGGACCCGGUAAUUCGGCCUCCAAGUCUGGCUCUGAGUACGACUACGGCGGCUAUGGAUCCGGGUACGACUACGACUACAGCAACUAUGUGAAGCAGGAGGGCGCCUCGAACUACGGAGCAGGGCCGCGAUCAGCGUACGGCAACGACAGCUCCACGCAGCCACCCUAUGCAACCUCGCAGGCUGUCUAAAGAGAGAAGGAUCGUGUGGAGGAGAAGUAGGAGUAGCGGAGCAGAGAGGAGCGGAGUAGCAUGUCGUCCUCGGCGAAUGAUGAAGAAGACAGAAAAGAUGGUGGUAAUUGUAAGCUAAAGCGUCGUCUGUUCGUUUUUAUUUCAGAUCAGAUCAGUUGUUGAAAUUAAUAUUUAAAACUCUUGUACAACUAUUAUUUAAAGCGAAAAAAAAUUUAACAUGAGAAUAACUAGCGACAAGUCAGAUUCAUAGAUAUACAUGUAUGUUCUAUAGCAGCGAGUAUGUAAUUCAUAGGCGAAACAUCAGCACUCUCACCCAUUUAGACAAGAGAACAUUAUUUCUUUCAUGCGCCUCAUAAACACCACACUCAACAAGCAUUCUCCUGUACCCCACACUCACCAACAAACCAACCAACCAGCCAGGAUCAACUAACAAGAUCUUCCCAACCAACUAAAACCCGUAGACACUUAUGAUACAUGGCAUUAACAAGAAACAAAAUAGAAAUGUGAAGAUAUAAACGUAAUGAUUUACAAAUAUAAAGUUUAGCUAAUUAGACACAAGAAGGUCAAGAAUAGAGCGCGAAAUACCAACACAAAGAACAUAAGAACUUAUAAUUUUAUUUAAAGAGUAAACAAGUAAAGAUCCCCAUUAAUUACUAAAAUUAGUAAAUACAAAUUCGAAAUUGUACAUUUUAAAGCAAAAGCACGUCGUUAGCCGAUCAACUUUCGCCACCACCCGCUUUCUGAAUCAGGCGACAAGGUUUAGUAAGGGUUUGAAAAGGAAUCGAGUCGAAUCGAAUCGGUCGAUUUUGAGAACUUUGCUUGCCUUAGCUUUUAUGACUCAUUGACCGGCCGCGCGGUUCACAGAUAUGGGAGGUUAGUAGUAGUUAGUUUUGUUUUCAGACAAUGGUUGAACCCAAUCGGCAAAUGUUUUACUUGGUUUUAUCGGCAAUAGGUCGUUGGAUGGGAGUGGUGUGGUGGCGAAAUAGGGCGGUACUGACUUGGGAAAGAUACGUUACAAAAUUAAAAAUUUACCAUUUAAAGUAAACAAAACAAAAACUAGCUAAAAGUUAAACUACAUAUAUAAAGAAACCUAAUUAAUAAGCGUACGUGGUCGUUUACAUCUAAGCGAAAGUUGAACUUGAAACUAGAAUUAUAUAGUGCGUUGGAUUUAUUAUUUAGUUAAAGCGAAAUGAAAGAGCCAAGCAGCAGCAGCAUGAUAAUGAUUGAUUAUAAUGGAUAUGGAAACCAACAAAACACACUCUUAACCAAUAUACAUAAAAACUAUAAACAUACUUAUAAACAAUAUAUAUAUAUAUAUAUUUAAAGCGAGUAUAUAUAUAUAAAAGGAAACAAAAAAGGAAAAAAGAGUAAAAAAAAGAGCAAAAGGAAACGUAAAUUUAAAGCUACAGUUAAUGAAAAUAAUGAGUACAGAGUUAAAAAAGGGGAGGCAGGAAGAGAGAAUAGGACAAGUUAAACAAGUUACAAAAUACGAUGCUUAGAGUUGCGUUGCACAUUUUUUUUAAAUUUUCAUCGUUUGCCAAGCAGACAACAACAUCAGCAAAAAAAACCAACAACCAGCUAGAAGUGUGCACUACUGCAAAAUCAUCAGUCAACAACAAGAACAACACCAUCAACACGCACACCCACUCACACUUAACCCCAUUUAGUACCAACAACAAGAACAGCAGGAGCGAAGCGCAGAGAGCAAAGAGGAGGGUAAAGGAAGAGAAUGAGUAGAGAAAAAGAAAGGAGAAGAGAUGAAAAGGAAAGGAAAGGAAAGGAAGAGAAGAAAUUUAAUUGAUUAUGAACAUAACAUAUAUACAUAUAUCUUUAAUUACUUAUACAUAUUUACUCUUAACUACUCUGCACGCUCACUAAACAAGCGUGCAUUGUGUGUAAAACAAGAUGAACGUAAACUAUUUUAAUGAUGAUUAAUGAUUGCGAUUUUACAAUUUAUUAUUACAAAAAGAAUGAUGGAAAAACAACAAAAAACAAAAUGAGAAACAUACAUAUUAUAUGCUAAUACAUUUACCAUACACAUAUAUUAUAAAAUAUGAAGUAAUUUUUUCUAUUAAAGUACCAUACACUAAUUUUUAAUUUGUUUAUUUACAACAAAUCAACUUACAAUACAUACAUUUAAUUACAAUAUACAAUACAAAUACUUUACUUUAUUUUUCGGUGAUUUAUUGCUUAGUGUUCUUCGUAUAAUUUGUACUCUACUACAACAAAACAAAUCCUACAGUUAUAAAUUCCUAAUUUAAUUUUGUUUAAAUUACAAAUACAUAUGCUUACAUUUUAUAACUAAUUAUACAAUUUUUAAAAAAUACCAACACAAAACAAAAGCAAAAGCGCUAAAACAAUGAGUAAACAAGUAAAGUAAACGUGUGAAAAACGUUUCGAUUUUUGAAAAAAAAAACAAAAUCUUUGAAAAUUCAUUGAAUUUGAAUCUUUUUCUUUUUUAUUGUAUCGUUUUGUAACGGUGUGCGUGGCUGAUUGUGCUUGUAUGUGUCCUUUUUUUUUGUUAGUGUUGUCGCCGAGGUCACAUUGAGGUCAGCGAGUGGGCGGCGGGAUGCAGGCGUGGCGCGAGGAUGGAUCAGUUGACCAGCUGAUCGAAAGGCAAAGGAGUUUGAAGUACAUGUAUGAAAAGAAAUGCUUUUGACUUUGGUCAACUUUAUAUUUCGAUCGGCAUUUCUAGUAAAAUUAGCCGCAGGAUCCAUUAAUACCAUCUGGAUUUGCAGCGGUGCUUGAGAAAGAAUUACGAAAACAACCUGAUGUAAUUUAAUAAGAUGAACACAAUUAUUUUCUGGUGGUUUAUAUACCCGUUCAUGAUUUCCGUUUUAAUGCUAUAACCGAUUUAAUAUUAGAAACUCAAAAAAAUUAACGUGAAGUGGAAGUUACGGCAAAAUUAUUAACUAAUUCGAGCGAUUAGAUAUUUUUUAGAAAACAAAACCGAUACACUGACUGUUAAUUGUAAAACAAUUUCAUUUUUUGAACCUCUAUUUUAAAGUUGAAUGCAACAUAGAUUGUUUUUUUUUUUAAUUAACAUAAACGUAAAAACCUAUUCAAAUGAACUACAUACAUAUAUGUGCAUCGUAAACGUAAUAAACAAACAAGAAUAUAUAUGAAUAAACCUACUAUAUACAACUAUAUAUACUAUAUACAUAUUAAUUAUAACAUAUAACGAUUAAACGGUAAAAUAAAUUUAAAUAUUGUAUUAAACAAAGUGUUGCACUUUCAAGCUAAAGCAGAGACAAAACAAAGAGAAUCUAAAAUUAAGUGUAAAUGUUUGUCAGCACACACACCCACACACACACACACACACAUGAAUACACUGAGCAAAAGAACAUUUGCAGCAAAAGUCCAAGUGCAACAUAGGUGAAGGAAGUCGAUAUGUCCAGACAUCCGGAGGAUUCACAUUCACCAGAGUAGCGGAUAAAACACCAUUAAGCGGAUUAUUUCCUUAAGUUUUUCGUUCCCAUUUGAUGUCAUUAUGUGUAUAUGGCUUUUGUUCCUUCAUUAUUGUUGGUUUUCCUAUUGGCCAAUUUGAUGACGGGUUGACAAAAUCGCGAUGAUUGAUUAUUAUCGAGCAUUGUGUAUCGUUUAUCUUUUGAUUUCUACAGCUUAUCGAACAUUUGUGUUGUCUAUUGUUUUGUUGCGUUUCUUUUUAUCAGAAAGCCGAACUUUUCGACGUUUCGAGUGAACCAUGAAUGAAACAAUAAUGUAAGGGUUAUAUUAUUUAACAUAUUGAUAAGCUAACAUACGAAUGAUGCGCCAAAUGCAAACCAAAAUCACUGAAAAGAAUGCGUUUUUGUAUACAUUGUAUAGCUCUACGUACGUAUAUGCCUAACAAAUAGCUCUAGGUGAAGAGAGAAAUGAACUUAAUAAUACUUAUCAAUACUUUCGAUCUUAAGUUUUCUCGAAUUUGUUUACGAAUCGAAGAUGCCGACUGGUACCCAUAGUUAAAAUAAGAGAACACAAAAUGCGGUACACUUCUGAUAACGUUAGAAAGCUAGAAUUUUGAAUGUGUUUUUUCCAAUAUCCGCGAGACCUACCAGGCUUUUCUAAUCCCUCAGAACGAGAGUUGUUUUUAUGUAAUGAAGUACACUUAGCGAUUAAAGACUAGAAUGAUUUGAAAUAAGAUGAGGUUUAACAGAUAUCUAAGCUAAAUUCCUAAGACAAAACGAUUCCACCUAAGACACCUUUUUGUAAUGACUAAAUUUAUAUAGGACAAGAGGUAGAAGACCAACCAAAUAAACAAAAUGAAAUGAAAUGAAAUCAAUAAGAUUAAAGAUCAACAGGCAUAUGUAUGUACACAUGUAUGUGGGUGGCAUGUUUUGUAGCUGUAUAUGAAUUUGAUUAAUUUUUAUGACUUAUGAUUUUCGUUCCUAUCGUAAAAGUAUAGUAAACGUUUUCCGAUCAUUGUGUAGGAUGAAAUUCGUACUCGGUUAAGAGCAGUCAAUGGAAUGGUAAUUGUUAAUGCCUGCAUGUUAGGAGACAAAUGAUGUAUUACUAAGUUAAACAACAGCACACUCAUCCUUUUUAAAGCCCGACUUUCGUUCGUUCUUAAGCAAAAAAUUCGAAACGAGGUAUGUAUAUGGUAAUUUUAAAAUGUAACAAAUGCAGAGAAUAGUGAACAAAAACUAAUUUGUAUGUAGUUAAUAACGGAUAAUAAUAAAUACAAAAUAGACAAAAAUAUGGAAAAACACAGAAAAAAAGAGGAAAACUAAGCAAAAUAACCAAAAUAAAACAAAUCGCAAAAAAAAAAAAAAACAACAAAAUUGAGACUGUAAACGAAAAGGCAACAAAAUGGUAAUGGAGCAGCUUAAAACGAGACGAGAUGUUGAACAGAAAAAGGCUAAAACACGAAACUACAACUCGUAACUCGAAUAAAUCACUGAUGAAUAGGCUACCAAAAUAAGUUCGUAUAAGGUUUUUGUUCACACGCAAAAUUGCACAUUCUUUUGAGUUACUAUCCUAGCCAACUCUGUACAUUUGAUUUCAUCGUUUAUGUUGAUUUUAUGAAAUCAAGUAGACUACUUAAUAUAAAUUUACAAGUCAACAAAUUAAGAGAUUAAUGGAACCGAAUCAAGAUGACGAAGAACUAAGCGUAUGUUAGCCAAAAAGAGAACUUUCGAUGAAUUUGAAUUUUUUACGUACAGAAACAAAAGUAAACUGGAAUCUAAAACUGAUACUGAAAUAGUUAUUUGUACUUAGGUACGAGUAACCCAGAGACACAUAGAAACCUCCUAAAACUGCAUAUACAUAUAUAGGACUUACUUGUAAACCAGAUUGUAACGAUUUUAGGCAUAUAAGUGUUGCGACUUUGGUAUGUAAGGGAAAAGGAAACGGAAACUUGAAGGGAAACUGGAGAGGAAGCUACGUUUUGUCACUUUCCAAGCUUUCAUUUUGACAUAAUUUCAUAAACUUUUCUACACGUACUUUUAGAUCCGAGAUGGUGAGGGAAUAAAUAGGAGUUUAACAUUAGCAUUUGAUGGCAGCUGGGCGAUCGUGGUACAGUGCUUAAGAAUAAACAUUGACGUCAGGAUUUAACUUAACUUAACUUACAUACAUAGAUACAUACAAGGACAUCAACAAAGGAAAAUAAUGAGAGUAACAAGAAGAACUUGAAAAUGAAAUACAUAUAGCGUUGCAAGAUUUUAGUUUACGGUAAACUUAAAGAAAUUUUUUACAAUGUAUUUAUACAUACCUAAAUUUAAAUUUUAAAUUAAUUCUUUAAUGUAAUACGAACACAGUGCCUAAGUAAUAUCAAAACAAAAAUCGAAAAAAAAAAUAAAAAGGAAAUAAGGAUUUAAAACAUACAAAACGAGAAUAAGAGCCGCAAGUAAGGACAUUGUUACUAAUAAUGCUAAACACUUAAGCGAACAACUUUUAAAACAACCGAACAGCAUUCGAGCGACAAAAGAAAAUUCAGCAACUAAAUAAACAUUGCAUACAAAAGUUUAUAAAUAUACAUACAAGUUCUGGUGCAAGUCACAAACGCAGACAAACAAACACACACACACACACACACAUACUAAAUAUGAAAAGAAGAAGAACAGGAAACGGAAGCUGAAGCUGAAAACCGAUCAGAAGUUAAUCCCCAAACAAAUUCGCAUAAAUGUAUAAAUGUAACACAAGCAAACAUGAAACGCAAAAGCGCUAAGUAACAACUAAUUACUAAAGAAAUAAAUAAUGCAACGUACCCCCUACAUACGUCUCGUUUCUCGCACUGGAAUUGCGUACAAGCCACAUACAUAUAUUCUUCCCUUACUCCAUGUAUCCUGUAUCCUUAAAAGGGCUAUUCAGUCAAUAGAUUUGAUUUAUUUGAACAUGCCACGUACUCAAAAUGACAUCAAAUCGAAACUUGUAACCCCUUCGUUUGCAUAUUGGAUUGGUCUAUUAGAAAACCCCGAACAAAGGUUUUUAACUAAAUUGUUUUGCGUUGAAAUCAUUUGCGAAAGAACACACAAAAUACAUGAGGAGUAAAAAACAAUAAAUGAAUUGCAACAAAUUAAUUAUACAUUUUGAAAUUAUAUUUAACGAACAAAAUUAAUGUAGUGUGUAAAGAAAAGCAAACAAAACAUGAAAGUAAAACAAGUUUU